UGUGUGUGACAGCUGCUGCGUGUGUGUGUGUGUGAGCUCAGCUCAGUAAAGCUUCAUCUCUAAUAGGAUGAGCAGCCGCUCGCGCGAGUAGCUGAAUGCGCCGCUCAUUGUUCGCUCCGCCGUUUCUCUGCUGUUUCCGUGGAUCGAUCGAUCAGUGAUCGGGAUUUCUCAUGGAUCUAUCGAUGUGAAGAAGCUGUCGCACGCGGCUGACGUUCAGAAGAGAUCGAGCGCAGCGGCUGGACUCAAUCAUGCGGUUGCAGGUCUUGUUGCUGUAUUUCACGCUGCUGCAGACGGCCGGAGCUGCUUUCCCAGAAGACACCGAGCCAAUCAGUAUUUCACACAGCAACUACACCAAACAAUAUCCAGCGUUUGUGGGACACAAACCAGGAAGAAACACCACGCAGCGGCACAAACUGGACGUCCAGCUGAUGGUCAUCAUGAACCGGACUCUCUAUGUGUCCGCCAGGGAUCACAUUUACACGGUGGACAUCGAGACGGCCGACACGGAGGAGAUCUUCUUCAGUAAGAAGCUGACGUGGAAGUCCAGGCAAGCCGAUGUGGACACCUGCAGGAUGAAGGGAAAACACAAGGACGAGUGCCAUAACUUCAUCAAGGUCCUGCUGCAGCAGAGCCACGACUCUCUGUUUGUGUGCGGAACCAACGCCUUCAACCCGUCCUGCCGGACCUACAAGAUGGACAGUCUGGACGCUGUGAGCGAUGAGAUCAGCGGUAUGGCGCGCUGCCCGUACGACGCCAAACACGCCAACGUGGCCCUGUUCGCCGAUGGGAAGUUGUACUCGGCCACCGUCACAGACUUCCUGGCGAUCGAUGCGGUGAUCUAUCGCAGUCUGGGCGACAGUGCGACCCUCCGGACGGUCAAACACGACUCCAAAUGGCUGAAAGAGCCGUAUUUCGUCCAGGCCAUCGAUUACGGCGAGUUCAUCUACUUCUUCUUUCGGGAAAUCGCCAUGGAGUACAACAGCAUGGGGAAGGUGGUGUUUCCACGAGUGGCUCGUGUGUGUAAGAACGACCGCGGCGGAUCUCAGCGAGUGCUGGAGAAACAGUGGACGUCCUUCCUGAAGACACGGCUCAACUGCUCCAUCCCUGGAGACUCACACUUCUACUUCAACAUCCUGCAGGCCGUCACCGACGUCCUCCACAUCAGCGGCCGAGACGUGGUCAUGGCCACCUUCUCCACGCCCUACAACAGUAUCCCGGGAUCGGCCGUCUGUGCGUACGACAUGGAGGAGAUCGCAGCGGCCUUCACCGGACGCUUCAAAGAGCAGAAGUCGCCCGAUUCCACCUGGACCCCCGUCCCAGAGGAGAAGGUGCCCAGACCCAGGCCAGGCGUCUGUGCUGGAGCUUCCUCCGGAGAGAAAUACAAAGUGUCCAACGAGUUCCCGGAUGAAACGCUGAACUUCAUCAAGCUUCACCCGCUGAUGGACGAAGCCGUUCCUUCCAUCGCCAAUCGGCCGUGGUUCCUCAAGACGAUGGUCCGAUAUCGUCUGACUCGUAUAGCCGUGGAUAACGCCGCCGGCCCUCAUCACAACCACACCGUAGUUUUCCUGGGAUCGGAGCGAGGAAUCGUGCUGAAGUUCCUGGCCAAGAUGCGGAGUGGCUUCCUGAACGACAGCCUGUUUCUGGAGGAGCUGAGCGUCUACAACCCAGAGAAGUGCAGUAUUGACGGCGUGGAGGACAAGCGCAUCAUCAGCAUGCAGAUCGACAGCCGGAGUCACUCUCUGUUCGUGGCCUUCUCCUCAUGCGUGGUCAAAGUCCCGCUGUCCCGCUGCGAACGCCACGGAAAGUGUAAAAAGUCCUGUAUCGCCUCCAGGGACCCCUACUGCGGAUGGGUGUCCGAGGGAGCCUGUCGAGAAGUCUCAUCAGACCCGAAAUGGCCAUUCGAGCAGGACGUGGAACAGGGCAACACAGAUGGACUGGGCGACUGCCAAAAUUCGUUUGUGGCUCUCAAUGAGCAUCAGCGCAGGCAGCAGGGUGUGAGCGAUAUUACCCAGAAUGCUGCACGCGCAGGACUCCUCACCACCGUGCCUCCUCUCUCCGCCGGGGGUCCUCUGCUCCGGGGCCGCAGGGUCAAGCUGAAGGAGGGCGAGCUGCUGGACGAUCGGAGUGACCCGUAUCCCUCAGACACGCAGCAGGAGAGCGCUGGAGUGAUCCGAGAGACGUACCACAGAGAUCGCGAUCAGAUGGUUCCCAUCACACUCCUGGCCAUCGCCGUCAUCCUCGCCUUCGUCAUGGGCGCCGUCUUCUCCGGCGUCGUGGUGUACUGUGUGUGUGACCACCGGCGAAGGGACUUCGAGCUGCCCGGCCGCAAAGACAAGGACUCGGUCCAGUCCCGACGGGGAUCCAUGAACAGCGUCACCAAGCUGACGGGGCUAUUCGAGACGCAAGCCACGGAUGGACGGCCAGAAGCCAUUAUGACCCCGCUCAUGCACAACGGCCGCUUGACCAACGGCAGGAUGCUCAUCAAAGCUGACCAGCACUUGGAUCUGACCGCCCUGCCCACGCCCGAGUCCACGCCCAUGCAGCCGCGCCGCAAGCCCAGCCGAGGCAGCCGCGAGUGGGAGCGCAACCAGAACCUGAUCAACGCCUGCACCAAAGACUUGCCAUCCAUGGGUUCUGUGGUCAUCCCCACGGACCUGCCGCUGCGGGCGUCUCCGGGUCACAUCCCCAGUGUGGUGGUGCUGCCUCUGCCCCAACACCAGCAGUCUUACCAGCACGAGUACGUGGAGCAGCCGCACCGAGGAGACCUCGCAGAUGACCAGGCCACGCUGGAGUACAAGUCCCUCAAGAGUCCGUGUCACAGCCUCGGCCCGGCGGACGGUGAGGGAGCGCCGCCUCGUGUGCCCCAGCGAGAAGCGUCUCUGAGCGCCGUGGUCCUGCCGGCCGUCCCGCAGAUGGGCAAGAGGCUGGACAUGCAUUCGUCUGUAUACGGCCGCGGCUAUCCCAUGAACUCGGGCCUCAAGAAACAGCACAACACCAACUCGUCCAACUCGUCCCACAUGUCCAGGAACCACAGCUUCGGUGUGGAGACGCCUCCUCCGCCCGCUCCGCAGCGCGUGGACUCCAUGCACAUCUCCUCACAUCACCCCGGGAGCUCGUACGGCUCUCUCUCCAGGCAUCUCAAACCUGACGUCCCUCCUAAACCAUCACUGGUGUCCCUUUCCACCAAGGUCAGGUCCAGCGACUCCUGCACAUAAGAGACGGGGAACGUGAAAGUGUGUCUGCUUUGUGCAGCUGUGUACAGGAAAUGCAACUCACUUUUUUUGGUUUUGUUUUGUAUGUUGUGAAAUACACGUCGAGCUCAGGCUGAUGAGGGCAACUCUUGGAGAUUUCGUCCGGUGGCAGCAUUGUUGCCGAUGGUCAUUUUCUGCCAAAAGCACAGAAGCGACGAGAGACGCCCGGUUAUCAAGCACUUGGACACACAGCGAGUUCGGACGGGAACAGCUGCUGGAGUUUACCAUGGAAAACUGUGAAACCGCCAUCGAGUAAAAGCAAUCGAGUUCAACACGUCUACUGAAACUGUUGACGAAAUAACACAUGACUGUUAAUACUAAUAGCAGGUUUUAUUUAUUUUUUAAUAAAGUGCUUUUGCAGAAAGAG
This is a messenger RNA of Carassius auratus (goldfish), 3618 nucleotides long. Its product is annotated as semaphorin-6A-like. Bases 249 to 3215 code for a protein of 988 amino acids. Gene Ontology annotation, molecular function: semaphorin receptor binding; chemorepellent activity. The transcript is spliced from 20 exons. Gene Ontology annotation, cellular component: plasma membrane. Gene Ontology annotation, biological process: positive regulation of neuron migration; axon guidance; semaphorin-plexin signaling pathway. Lineage: Eukaryota; Metazoa; Chordata; Actinopteri; Cypriniformes; Cyprinidae. The record is from RefSeq and is a predicted model, not a curated record.